AAGCGCGAAAGGGGAUACAAACCGGAUGCUUAUCAAGCAUUGAGUUUUCCCUGGCACGAGCUGCGUGUCUUGUACAUGGAAUACAAUCGUACAACUUCAUUAUUCUCCUAAACGCAAAUUUCGGUGCUCCAUCUAUGUCCAGCUGACAAACGCUUGUCAUGAGAAUUGUCGUCAGAUUUGUAGGGCAGCAUCAAUAUUUGAAGGCGGAUGAAGAGGAAUCACACGUAAUAACCGACACUCUUGCUACAACGUUAGCUAACAAUCUGGGCAGCUAGGAAGCCUGUAACGUUAAUAUGUUGUUGGAAGUUUUGCAAGGAACAGAAGCGGGGGGAUUCAUUUUGAUACAAGAUUCUGUGAAUUACUGUGGUCGACACCUCCUGAAAAGCUGCAUCAAUACAGCACUUAAACGGGAAGAAGUGGUCCAUGUAUUGGGGUUUGAAGUUAGUCAAGAGGAACUCAAUGAUGGACUCGACAGAACAUCUGCACAGAGGCUGCACUUUCACAAUGCCUACUCUGACCCUCUCGGCUGGACCGGUAAUUCACCGUUUACGGUCCACCAGUUUACCCUAGAGGACAUCAGCACUCUUCUCAAACAAACACCUCAGGCCAAAGCAGUGACACUUGUCAUUGACUCUCUGUCAUGGAUUUUGAGGCAUCACGACCCUGCUGCUAUCUGCCAGAAACUUCAGGCUCUCAAAAAAGGUGGAGUUGUGAGAGCUGUAAUUGGUCUGCUGCACUCAGACCUGCAUCAGCGAGGCACUGUGGGAAGCAUAUGCCACUUGGCUACCUCAGUCAUCACUGUGGCCCCAGGGACCAGAGGACUAGGGGCCUUCGCCAAAAUAACAAGACGCACCAAGUCGGGCAAGCUUAUGCAAGAUGAGGAGAUAUUCAGCAUCAAUGAGGACCUGACAGUUACAAUACAGAGCAAACGCAGUCAUCCUGGAAGCACACCGAUGAAUACAGACGAAUCUGAGGUGGAUCCGACAGCCAACCUGACCUUUAACCUGCGCCUGUCUGAUACACAGAGAGAGGCCAAAGAAAAACUGCCGCUUCCCUUCGUCUUCAGUAAAGAGAAGAAGUCAGCACUUCUGCACCCGGGCACCGGUUCAGGACGGAUCCUUUACGAGCCUGAUGCCAAUGAUGAUUAUGACCAGGAGGAUCCUGAUGACGACCUUGAUGUCUAGAGGACAGGCUACUAGCCAUGUAGAGCACAGCUCCUUGCAGUUAAUGCCACUUUUGGACAUGUCUAGUCAGACCCAACACAUUAGCCACAUGAACUCACAUAGACUUAUGAAUAAUGAUAAAAUAGUUCCUGUAGUUUGUUGCUACUUUUAGGUCUUUAAAGGAGCAACUGAGUUAUUGUGAUGGCCCUCAACGAUGCAAGUGUAUACCAACUUAAUAAUGGUCAAUAAAAGCUUGGCCCUGGUCUACUCUUAAAAACAAUCAACAUCACUGGCAUGGAAUAGUCAGCAAUUAAUAUACAUGAAUACAACUUGAAUAGCUUGGCUGGACUUCUACGUCAUCAUCAAUGAUGACAAUAUUAAACAACACAAUGCUUAUUGGAGUGGCAGGUAGCCUAGUGGUUAGAGCGUUGGGCCAGUAAUGCAAAGGUUGCUGGAUUGAAUCCCCGAGCUGCCAAAGUAAACAUUUAUCGUUCUGCCCCUGAACAAGGCAGUUA
Oncorhynchus mykiss (rainbow trout) is the source of this 1678-nucleotide messenger RNA. RefSeq names its product elongator acetyltransferase complex subunit 5 (gene elp5). NCBI's taxonomy places the organism in Eukaryota, Metazoa, Chordata, Actinopteri, Salmoniformes, Salmonidae. The record is from RefSeq and is a predicted model, not a curated record. Gene Ontology annotation, biological process: tRNA wobble uridine modification. Gene Ontology annotation, cellular component: cytosol; nucleus; elongator holoenzyme complex. Gene Ontology annotation, molecular function: tRNA binding.